Schizosaccharomyces osmophilus is the source of this 4215-nucleotide messenger RNA. RefSeq names its product DNA-directed RNA polymerase III complex large subunit Rpc1 (gene rpc1). The coding region runs from base 1 to 4215 and encodes 1404 amino acids. Gene Ontology annotation, biological process: DNA-templated transcription. Gene Ontology annotation, molecular function: DNA binding; DNA-directed RNA polymerase activity. Lineage: Eukaryota; Fungi; Ascomycota; Schizosaccharomycetes; Schizosaccharomycetales; Schizosaccharomycetaceae. The transcript is spliced from 2 exons. The record is from RefSeq and is a predicted model, not a curated record.
AUGAAGGAUCCUAUUGAUAACCAGGUGCCCAAAAAGAUCAAGCAUUUGCAGUUUGGCAUUAGUGGGCCAAAGGAGUUUGUCAAAGAUGCCACAGUUGAGGUUUUUAGCCGUGAUUUAUACACCAUGACCGAUAGGUCACCGGCUGAACAUGGUGCCCUAGACUUGCAUAUGGGUACAAGCAAUAAGACAAUCAAUUGUACCACAUGUGGUGAGACAAUGGCUGAUUGUAUGGGCCAUUUCGGUUAUGUGAAGCUUGCUUUACCUGUCUUUCAUAUUGGUUAUUUCAAAGCAGCAAUGACCAUUUUACAAAAUAUAUGCAAAGAUUGCUCAAGUGUUUUACUUACGGAUCCUGAGAAGAGGCAAUUUCUUAAGGAGCUUCGACGCCCUGGAAUUGAUAACUUAAAGCGAUCUCAAAUUUGUAAGCGCAUCAAUGAUCAAUGUAAAAAAAGCCGUCGGUGUCCUGUAUGCGAUUCCAUGCAAGGAGUUGUUAAAAAGGCUGGUCCUUUGAAAAUAAUUCAUGAACGAUUUCGUUAUGCUAGAAAAUCCCAAGAUGAUGAGGGUGAAUUUCGCCAUACCUUCGAUGAAGCUAUCAAGACCUUACCUGAAUUAAAAAUGCAUCUUUCUAAAGCUCACGAUGAUUUAAACCCUCUUAAAGUCUUAAAUUUAUUUAAGCAAAUAAACCCAGUUGAUUGUGAGCUUUUAGGCAUGGAUCCAGAAUUUGGUCGACCUGAAAACCUGUUAUGGCAGUAUGUCCCAGCACCUCCUAUCUGUAUUCGUCCUUCAGUUGCUCAAGAAGGAGCAACUACUGAAGACGAUUUGACUGUAAAAAUUACUGAAAUUGUUUGGACUAGUUCUCUUAUUCGUGCCGCUUUAAGCAAGGGCACCCCCGUCAGUAAUUUAAUGGAGCAAUGGGAAUUUAUGCAACUGUCAAUUGCGAUGUAUAUUAACAGUGAAAUGCCCGGCUUACGCCCUUCAGAUAUGCCUUCAAAACCGGUCCGUGGUUUAUGCCAACGAUUGAAAGGAAAGUCCGGACGCUUUCGUGGCAAUUUAUCGGGCAAGCGUGUUGAUUUUUCUGGAAGAACUGUUAUCAGCCCUGAUCCUAACUUACGAAUCGAUCAAGUUGCUGUUCCUUACCGCAUCGCAAAAAUCCUUACAUUUCCUGAAAGGGUUACUAAUCAAAACAAGCUAUAUUUACAGCAAUGUAUUAAAAAUGGGCCGGAUGUUCAUCCUGGUGCUAAUUACAUUAUUGAUCGUGAAAGUGAUUUGAAAAGAUUUUUACGGUUUGGCAAUAGAAAUCGAAUAGCUGAUGAUUUAAAGAUUGGUGAUAUCGUUGAACGACAUUUAAAUGACAACGAUGUUAUUUUAUUCAAUCGCCAGCCAUCUUUACACAAACUUUCUAUUAUGGCUCAUCUUGUAAAAGUACGUCCAUGGAGAACUCUCAGAUUCAAUGAGUGCGUCUGUGGCCCAUACAAUGCCGAUUUUGAUGGUGAUGAAAUGAAUCUUCACGUACCUCAAACUCAGGAAGCAAAGACUGAGGCUUUGGAAUUGAUGGGUGUCAAGAAUAACCUAGUUAGUCCUCGUAACGGUGAGCCUAUUAUUGCAGCCACUCAAGAUUUCAUUACAGCUUCUUAUUUGCUAUCUUUAAAAGAUACCUUUUUGGAUAGAAAGUCAUUCGCUAACAUCUGCUGUUACAUGGUUGACGCUUCGAUGCAUAUCGAUAUGCCACCUCCGGCUAUUUUGAAGCCCCGCUGUCUUUGGACAGGUAAACAAAUAUUUUCUGUCUUGAUGAAGCCAAGCCGUUUCAGUCCUGUUCAAGUUAACCUAGACGCCAAAACUCGAUCAUUUAGUAGAAUAAAAUCCAAUACUCCGGAAAUGUGUCCAAAAGAUGGAUAUCUAAUGAUUAGAAAUAGUGAAAUUAUAGCAGGUGUUGUGGAUAAAUCCGUGGUUGGUGAUGGAAAGAAAAAUUCUUUAUUUUACGUUAUUCUUCGAGAUUAUGGCUCGAUGGAAGCUGCUGAAGCUAUGACUAGACUAUCAAAAAUGUGUGCUAGGUUUAUGGGUAAUAGAGGCUUCUCUAUAGGUAUCAGUGAUGUGCAACCAGGACAGAGUCUUUCUUCUCAAAAAAGAGAUUUGGUUGAGAAAUCUUAUGCUACGUCGGAUGAUUUCAUUAUGCAAUAUGCGAAGGGCACUUUGGAAACCCAACCUGGUUUGGAUCAAGAAGCAACUUUGGAAGCAAAAAUUUCGUCUACUCUUUCAAAAGUUCGUGACGAUGUUGGUGAAAUAUGUAUGGAUGAAUUGGGACCAAUGAAUUCACCUUUGAUUAUGGCUACUGCCGGCUCGAAAGGUUCGAAGAUUAAUGUUUCUCAAAUGGUUGCUUGUGUCGGACAACAAAUCAUCAGUGGUAAACGUGUUCCAGAUGGCUUUCAAGAUAGAUCACUUCCUCAUUUUCACAAAAAUUCAAAGCAUCCUUUGGCUAAAGGAUUUGUUAGUAACAGCUUUUAUAGUGGUUUAACUCCAACUGAAUUUUUGUUCCACGCAAUUUCUGGUAGAGAAGGUUUGGUUGAUACUGCUGUCAAGACUGCUGAGACUGGUUAUAUGUCUCGACGCUUGAUGAAGUCUCUCGAAGAUCUCUCUUCUGCUUAUGAUGGUACUGUCCGAAGCUCCAACAGCGAUAUUGUUCAAUUCUUAUAUGGUGACGAUGGCUUGGAUCCUACAUAUAUGGAGGGUGAUGGACAGGCAGUCGAAUUUUCGCGUAGCUGGACUCAUUCUGUUAAUAUUUCUGGAGACAAACGUGAUCAACCCUUACUUCCUUACCAGGUUAUUAAUAUUACAAAUUCUUCUCUUUCGCAUCAAAGAUUUGCUCAAAAUUGCAUAGGAGAUUUUAUUCAAACAAUUCGAAAAUUUGUGACUGAGCGGAUUGCAACCCAAAUGGCUAAAGUUCGCGAAAAUCGUGGUUUGUCCCCUAUGCUUGAGGAACCUGAUUUAGACGAUAUGGACGAUUUUGAGACUGAUGAUUUUGCACCGGUCGCUGCUAAAAAGUCCGUGGAAAACAUUAUCCGAGUCACUGAAAAACAACUAAACACAUUCUUAGACUACUGUUGGGAAAAGUACAUGCGUGCUAAAGUCGAACCUGGCACAGCCGUGGGAGCUGUCGGGGCACAGUCUAUUGGUGAACCUGGUACACAGAUGACCCUGAAAACUUUCCAUUUCGCUGGUGUUGCUGCCCAGACUACACUUGGUGUACCCCGUAUUAAAGAAAUUAUAAAUGCUGCGAAAGCCAUUAGUACUCCUAUUAUCACUGGUCAAUUGGUUAGUGCAGAUGAACGCUCGGCGCGUGUUGUUAAGGGAAGAAUUGAGAAAACAUAUCUUAAAGAAGUUACUACUUAUAUGGAAGAAGUUUAUGGCCCUAUGUCUGCAUAUAUUGCCAUUCAAGUAAAUUAUACCACUAUUUCCAAGCUCCAGUUGGACAUUACCUUAGCCGACAUAGCAGCUGCUAUAUGGAGCGAUCGAAAGUUGAAGAUUCCUUCUCAACAGGUUACCGUAAAUAACACGCUUCAACAAAUUCAUGUUCAUACUUCCUCUGAAGGUAAAAGUGGCGAGACUGAACUAUAUUAUCGCUUGCAAAAUUACAAACGUGCUCUUCCUGAUGUGAUUGUGGCUGGCGUUCCUGAAAUUAAUCGUUCAGUCAUUAAUCAAGAAGAUGGGAGGAUUGAACUAUUUAUGGAGGGUUAUGGUUUGCGUGAAGUAAUGAAUACUGAAGGUAUAGUGGGUGAUAAGACAACAACAAAUCAUGUUAUGGAAAUGAAAGCAGUUUUGGGUAUUGAGGCAGCUCGUACUUCAAUUAUCUCAGAAAUUGGUUAUACAAUGGCUAAGCAUGGUCUUACUGUGGAUCCUCGCCACAUUAUGUUAUUGGGUGAUGUUAUGACUUGCAAAGGUGAAGUUUUGGGAAUUACAAGAUUUGGUGUAUCCAAAAUGAAAGAUAGUGUACUAGCUUUGGCUUCAUUUGAAAAAACGACUGAUCACUUGUUUGAUGCCGCCGCUCGAUUUGCUAAGGAUUCAAUUGAAGGAAUUAGCGAGUGUGUUGUAUUAGGGAAAUUAGCACCGAUUGGUACAAAUGUUUUCCAACUUAUUAGAAGGACUGAAGAGGAUGAGGAACAGAAGCAAAAGCGUCUUCUGUUUGAUACGCCUUCCUUGCCUCAACUGAAAAUGGCUGCUUAA